Messenger RNA from Acanthopagrus latus (yellowfin seabream), 2271 nucleotides. RefSeq names its product shootin 2 (gene shtn2). The transcript has 17 exons. The record is from RefSeq and is a predicted model, not a curated record. Lineage: Eukaryota; Metazoa; Chordata; Actinopteri; Spariformes; Sparidae. The coding region runs from base 445 to 2025 and encodes 526 amino acids.
AAACAUUCAUUAAUGAGCUUCAAUGUGGCAAGCAGGUGGUUAGCUAGUCACCACUGUUUCCAGUCUUCAAGCUAAGCUAGGCUAUAGGUGUUAGCUGGAGUGAGUCAGUGCUCACUUACAGUUCACCACAGUGGGGAAUAUUUGAAUCACUUUCCUGACAGGAGCAUGGAAAGAUCUUCACCGCUGUUAUUUCUGUUAGAUAUCAAGCUACAGACAACAGCCAGUUAGCUUAGCCUAGUAUAAAAGUAUGGGGUUCAUGUGCAGGGCAGCUUGUUGGCUAGAAGUGAAUAAAUACCAUAUUUAACCCCACUUAAACCCAGAAAUUGUAGCUUUUGCACAGUUUUAAAGCAGGUGAAACAAACAACAAGUGGCUGGUAGGAGUCUGACGGAGAGAGUGACUUAUCCUCUGAAGAUGAGGGAGACAUUCAGUUUGAGAUCCUGGAAAUGCAGAGGGAUGAAGCCAAUCAGAGACUGUCUGAACUGGAGGAAGUCUCCAAUCAGCUCCUGAAAGAGAUUAAUGUGCUGGAGAUGCAGUUCCAGAUUGAGCGAUCCUGCAGGGAGACUGCUGAGGCGCUGGCUGUCAAAGUGACCAAAGAGAACAAAGUCCUGAAGAGGAAGAGCCAGAUGCUGAUGCCGCUCAUCCCCGAGCUGCCAGAAAACUUCUCCGCUGUGACCUUUGACCACAAGGCCGACCCCGCUGUGAACUGUGACGUGGUCGAUUUUGGUGCGGAGAGCAGCGACGAGACGCUGCUGCUGGAGAGUCAGGCCAAGAUUGCAGAGCUGCAGGCGUCAGUGGACGGUCUGCUGGCCGAGAAGCUGCAGCUCGAGCAACAGGUGGAGAAUCUGACCAGAGAGCAGGUCCAGCUCCGAGAGCAGCUAGUUCUGGAGGUCCAGGAGAAAGAAGCCAUACUGCUGAAGAUGACGAAGCAGAGCAAGACCAUGAAUAAAAUCAAACGAGUCUCCCAGCUUGUCACGGAGGAGUUCACGGAGAUGUCUCAGAAGCUGGAGCUGGAGACGGGCCUCCGGCAGCACGCUGAAGUCUUCGCCCACCAGAUGAUGGCGCAACAGACGGGGGCCCACAGCCGGAGCGUGGAGCCGGAGCAGAGCUCAGAGACUGGCCUGCGGCUGCUGUGGGCGCUGGAGCAAAUCCCCGCCAUCAGCGCUGCCCUCUGCGACAUACAAUGCUAUUACCGGGAACAGAGUCAGAGUGCCGCGGAAGACGGCGGCGUCCUCUCCGAGCUGCAGAAGCUGAGAGAGCAGCUGGGGGAGAGCGAGGAGAAGAGGAAGGCUGCAGAAACUCAGCUGUCUGAGGCUAAAAGCUCUGUCAUACAGUUCCAGGAGCGAGUGAAACAGUUACAAGAGUCGCAGAACAAGGAGGACAAAACUGAUCAACCAGAGGAGGAAUCCACUCCCGCUCCACCUCCACCUCCUCCUCCACCACCUCCUCCACCACCUCCUCCUCCACCUCCCACUACCACUACCAAUACACUUGAUUUCCUGAGAAGCAGGAGGAAGGAUAAAGCUAGAAACGCUGAUCAAAAAGAGGCAGCACCUGCAUCCAACAUAAAGGCAAAAGCAGUGGAAGAAAUGAUGGAGAGAAUAAAGCAUGGCAUCAUCCUGAGGCCCGUCAAGAGAACACAGGAGGAAGAUGGUGCAUGGAAGGACCAGAAGAGAGACAGCAGAAAAUCUGCCAUCCUGGAGUUACAAGGAGUGCUGGACAACAUUAAACGCCAGCCCCACCGCAGGAUACCAUCCAGGAGGGGAACCGGACGAAAUAUCGGGGAGGCGGAGCUCCUGCAGGUUCUCCAGCGGAGGAGGAGAGCGAUGGGAGAGAACCGGGACCUGAUCUCCUCAACGGAAACACAGAACCCCCAGUCAGGUCCGCAGGGUGCCCCAGCGGCAGCAGACGUUCCCUGGGCGGGCGAGAGCGGCAGCGCCCCUGUGCUCCGGAGGCUGAGGCAGAACAGAGAGAAGAGAGACUCUCGCAUCAGAGCUUCAGCGCUGAUCAUCAGUCAAGACAACUGAAGGCACAUACAGGGAGAAAUAGUUUUUAAACAUCGCUGUAGUCGAAGUGUCAUUGCUUUUUUUUACAUUCGAUGAUGUACCAAAGAUGAGUUUGUUGAGUAAACUUCACCUGCAAUGCUUCUUCUUAUAUUAGCAACCUCCAGAAUAUCACUAUAUAAGACUUCACAUGAACUUAUUGUAUCUCAUGUGUUGAAUUAAUACUCUGAUCCCUCACAAUAAACUCAGAUGAUAUUGCUCCGUUGAAAA